AUGUCCUGCGCUCGCGCUCUCCGCGUCUCUCUGAGUCUACUCCUUGUUGGGGCCUUCGCCAUUGCCAUUCUCGCUGGCCCAGCAUCCGCUUCACCGUCCUCGCUAGCCACCUCUGCAACGCUCACCAACCUUGGCACAGUCAAGCCCGCCACUCUGUCGAACGCUGUGCGUUACACCCUUCCAUAUGCUCAACCUCCUGUAGGAGGACUCCGCUUCGCCAACACGCUAAAGUUGGGGACAUUGCCUAGCAAUUACAGCGCAGCUGUCCAGGCAAGCGGGUGUAUGCAGAGUGGUGACUCUACAGACGAUGGAGUAUCUUUCAGCGAGGACUGUUUGUUCAUGGACGUCUAUGUCCCUGCCAACGCUACUACUUCUUCGGCACUUCCCGUCCUUGUCUGGCUACCAGGCGGAUCCUUCAUCGGAGGCUCAGCUCGCAACGCAGGGCUGGACGGCUCCCUCCUGGCUGCAGAGCAGAACAUCAUCGUCGUUAUUAUGCAAUACCGCCUGGGAGUCUUUGGCUGGCUGCAAACCGCUUCAACCUUUGACGAGACCAAGGGCGGCGCUGCAGGCAGCUCUACAGUCGCGGGCAACCAGGCUGUGCGCGACGUUGUGAUGGCUCUUACUUUCAUUCAAGACCAUGUUGGGUCUCUCGGUGGAGACAAGAGCAAAGUGACCUUGGCUGGCCAAUCCAGCGGUGGUCACAUGGUCCGGGCCCUCCUUGGUACUCCGGCUGCUGACGACCUCUUCUCGCAAGCAAUCAUAGCAAGCGACCCCGAGAAUUACGGUGCGAGCUCUGUCAAGACACAGAACGUUCUUGGCGAUUCUGUGCUUCUACAAUUGUGGUGUUCCACCCUUUCUUGUGCCAGGAAAGCUUCGGCAAGCAAGGUCCUCGAGGCCAGUGAGAUUGCUUUCUCCACCGCUCACACCUUCCACAGCAACAUUCCCGCCGGCGAACCAUGGAGACCGAUGCUGGGCUCAUACAUCUCUGGCGAUGUGCAGAAGAAUGCGUCUGCCGGUCCCAAGAGGAAGGUCAUCUUCUCUACUGUCCCGAACGAGGCCGGCGCGGUAGUCGGAGCGAAUAUCGGAGCCACUGCCGCGAAUGCAAAGCUUCUACCGCUCGCCUCUAUUCCCUGGUUCAAAGUGACACUGCAGUUCGCCGCUGACAUCUUCUACAGUGGCGGACGAGGAACAAAACUUGCUACCAAUGCAGCUUAUGAGCAGAACAGCACCUCUGUAGGGCAAAAGGACGGCCUCAGGGCGCUGCUUGAGGGCAUGGGCACUGAUGGCACCUUCCGCUGCUCGUCCCAGCACACCGCCCUCGCCCUCGCUACGGCUGGGCACAAGGUCUACAUCGCUGAGCACCACCAAGGCUACACUUACCCUGACAAUGCUGACAUUGACUACUGUACGGAGUCAGGCAAGGUCUGCCACGAAGACGACAUCUACCUCGUCUUUGGCACGUACCCUGCCGAUGCCACGUCCGCUGUCGUCGCCGCCAGCAAGGAGCUGCGAGCCAGAUGGGGCGCCUUUGUGCGAGGAGGUACACCCAAUGCAGAUGGCUACCCAAUGUGGAGCACCACGAAGAGCGUCACUGAGCUCAAUGUGCUGCAAUUGGGUGCCAAAUCGGAUGGAGCGUCGGGCAUUGCGAGCCAGCAGAGGCUGCAGGCCUGUAGCGUGUGGGGCAGCACGGUGCAGUACGACUGGCAGAUGUACGGCUAAAGGCGCUGGAAUUCCGAUGAACAGCUUUGAGGUUAUCGUUGCAAUUGUCAAUACAAAUCGUUUUGCU
Messenger RNA from Microstroma glucosiphilum, 1786 nucleotides. Its product is annotated as alpha/beta-hydrolase. Lineage: Eukaryota; Fungi; Basidiomycota; Exobasidiomycetes; Microstromatales; Microstromataceae. The transcript has 3 exons. The coding region runs from base 1 to 1719 and encodes 572 amino acids. The record is from RefSeq and is a predicted model, not a curated record.